Messenger RNA from Triplophysa dalaica, 9813 nucleotides. It is a transcript of the gene tulp4b, whose product is annotated as TUB like protein 4b. NCBI's taxonomy places the organism in Eukaryota, Metazoa, Chordata, Actinopteri, Cypriniformes, Nemacheilidae. The transcript has 15 exons. The record is from RefSeq and is a predicted model, not a curated record. Bases 2564 to 8341 code for a protein of 1925 amino acids. Gene Ontology annotation, molecular function: protein binding.
UACUGAAAUCCUCUCAGGCAUGUGUAGAUAUUGUCGUAUAUUGUAGAAUGGCGCUUCUCAGUGUGUAUCUCAGAACAAAACAAACAAGUCUAUUCUUCACAACAUGCACAACUCAUUAGAGAAUGAAGAAUGUAGCAUUCAACACUAAACCCCUUGAAAAGUUCAAGUUCAAUGUAUUUAUAUAGCGCGCUUAAACAGCCACAGGACUGACUUAAGUGCUUUACAGUAAAAUAUUACAUUAUAUCAAAUAUUAAACAGCAGAGAACUAUGAAGAAACAGAAUGUAACAGUAUUUAACUGUUAACCCCUUUAAGACUGACUUACCAUGAGCUCUUGCGUUGUUGCGUAACUUGAGGCUAUUUUGUAUACCAUACUUCAAUGUGUAUUUAACAUCACUAAAAUGGUGUUUGACUGCUGAAAAUCCACGUAUGUGUCAGCUUUAAUGAGGAAAAGAGAUGUGCUGCAAAACCAGUUAGCAUUAGCACAUGAUAACCGCGGUUUGGGCGAAGGUAAGCAAGCGUUUUCAAUUUCUACGGAAGCCCCCCCAUGCAGGUGGAUCGUGUGCAAUUACUGUCAAAUAAACAGAGACAGAACGUUCAUGUACUCCACGUAGCUCAUACAUCGUUAAAAAUAGUUUAAAAAGUAAACGUGUUUGAGUUUUUAUCUAGAAGAAAACAACCCCACAGAUUACUUGUAUUGAUUUUGGACGGGUUUGCCUGCUCCAAUAUGGCGGAUGAUUCAGAGGUGUAUGUGGCGUUUAGCAUGAAGCUAGUUCAAUUAUAUUCAACCCAGCUAACGUCACACAUCACUCUUUCUUCUGAAUGUUUAUAGUUAUCUUCUACUGUCCACCACGGCCAUGCUGGAUGCAGCGCAUCUAAAAUCACAUGUGAUGGAAUUCCGCGUUUGUAAAGCAACGCGUGUCAUACCCGAGCAAUAUUACGGUUGAGUCAUUAUGUGACGUUUUGAUUCCCAUAUGUCAGUGAAACGUCAGGUAUUGGGCACACUUUAUACUCGUUAUACUUAAAAUAAAAAAGUUUUUUAUAAUUUUCCUUAAAUUGUGGGGAAAAAAUAUUGGGGAAACACUAUUGUAAGGUGACGUUGAAAUACGUUGUUUUCAGUACACAUGAAGAGAUGCUUUUAAGUCUUUAUUAUUAUUAUUCACACAUAACUACUGACGCAAAGUUCCACACUGUAUUGCUUCAUGAGAAGUGUAAUAAAAAAGCCAUUAAGUGAUUUAAAUCAUCCUGCCUUUGCAUGUGCACCGCAUUUGUGUCAUAUACCAUCUGGAUUGGGUUGCCAGACACGUGAUCCAAAGUACCAUUCCGUCAGAGCGCGGGUUGCCUUCGCGCGCCGGAUGAUCCCGCAUUCUGGAGUUCUUUGCGCCAAUCCACUCGAUCCGAAUGCAGCAGUUUGACGUUCCGUGAGGUAAAAUCCUCCGAGUGCAUUUGGCAACCAUUUAGACGCAUUGAGAGCGAGUUGAUAGAGGUGAGUUUGUCCAUGAAAAUUAAGGCAGAUUUUGAUAUGACUCCAGAACCAAUUCUUAUCUUGCUUGAUGUAAAUUGUGCUUUGUGUGGAUGGUUUUAAAGGGUUGACCAUUAGGCUUCGCUGUUUUUGGACGGUUGUAUAAUCGCGAGUGUAGGUGGUGAUGGAUUUAUUCUAAACUGCACCCAGUGUAAUUACCUUAAUUAGCUGUCACAACGCAAACAUAUCACAUGUUUAACAUCACACCGUUUGAUACGUGGCAACACUCUUUAUGUUUCUUGUCGAAUAUAUUGCCGUUUAAUAGCAAGAUGCCUUAUUUUUACCUUUUUGUUUAGUUGCAGCAAACGCAUGCAAAAAUAGCAUAUGUCUAUAGGACAUGAUCAUACAUGUAGUUUUAAAGUAUUCGACUGCAUGUCAUUAAAAUUCAGUCAUCAUCACACAUCCCUGUUGCCAUGACGCCUGCGAGCUGCCUCUUCUGCUUUAGUUCAGCACACUGUUCUCUAACGUUAUUGCCCGUUUUCAUCCUUUUGUCAAGAGAUGCUUCGAUGCAUAAAUUGCUUUGCGUUAUUUCGUGUAUGAAAGCACGAAUUGUGGGUGCUUUAAACGCCCCGUGACGUAACAGGGGACCAAUGUCAACUCGUGUGUGGGUUCAGACACUUGAGAUAUAAUGUCUUCAGUGUCUUCAUGGCAUGCAAAGCGGUUCUCAUUGGUCUCUUCUGUUCGACAUAGUGCAAAUAGUAUCUAAAAUACAUGUUCAGGCUUCUAUGCUUUAUCUUUUCUCCUGUGUGUGUAUGUGGUUUUUCUGCACAGAAAUGCUGAACUACUGAAGGCUGGAAAGCUUGUUUUAUUUAUAAGAAUGUGGAAAUUCUGAGAAUUUUGAUGAGGACAUCAUUUAAGACAUUUUGUUGAAUAUAAACCGAAUAAACUGUAUGGCUCAUGAUGUGCAGACUAUAAUGGCCUGAUUAUUAGUCAUUCUUUCUAAAGACACAUCUGCAGAAAAGCAUUCUCAGGUUCUUCUACACAUCAUUUUGAAUAAGCAAGCAAAAUGGAGCACUCAUUUAAAGACAGAAUUCCGACCAAUAAUGUCCAGGGACUAUGAAGAGUCUGGUCAGUCAGUAGGGAUGUUGGCUGCAGUGGAACAUGGUCCCGUCCUCUGCAGCGACUCCAACAUCCUCUGCCUCUCGUGGAAAGGGAGGGUUCCCAAGAGCGAGAAGGAGAAGCCGGUGUGCAGGAGGCGCUACUAUGAGGAGGGCUGGUUGGCCACCGGGAACGCCAGAGGUGUCGUGGGCGUGACGUUUACGUCCAGUCACUGCAGAAGAGACAGAAAUACCCCACAAAGAAUCAACUUUAAUCUACGGGGUCAUAACAGCGAGGUUGUUCUUGUUCGGUGGAAUGAGCCGUUUCAGAAGCUUGCUACAUGCGAUAUGGAGGGAGGGAUAUUUGUGUGGAUCCAGUAUGAAGGAAGGUGGUCUGUUGAGCUGGUCAAUGAUAGAGGUGCACAGGUUAGUGACUUCACCUGGUCACAUGACGGCACGCAGGCGUUAAUCGCCUACAGAGACGGUUUCGUCCUGGUGGGUUCAGUGAGUGGUCAGAGACACUGGUCAUCUGAGAUCAAUUUGGAGAGCCAGAUCACCUGUGGGAUCUGGACACCAGAUGACCAACAGGUGCUGUUUGGAACAGCAGACGGACAGGUGAUAGUUAUGGACUGCCACGGCCGCAUGCUCGCCCAUGUUCUCCUGCAUGAGUCAGAUGGUAUAGUCGGGAUGUCCUGGAACUGCCCGGACUUUCUGGUGGAGAACAGCACUGAGAGCGACACCGAAUCGGAUGAUCCCAUCCCAGCUCAAGUGCAAAAUUUGAAACCAGUGCUCACGGUCAGCUUCAUAUCGGGAGACAUCAGUUUGAUGAACAACUUUGACGACCUUUCACCUAACAUUAUACGCUCAGGACUGAAAGAUGUGGAGGUACAGUGGUGUUCUCAGGGAGAUCUCCUGGCUGUGGCUGGGAUGGAAAGACACGGCCUCCCUUCUGACUCAGCCUGCGCCUCCAUCAUGAGGAACGCUCUUGUCAAGUUUUACAACGUCCAAGGGGAACAUAUAUACACAUUGGAAACUCCGGCCCAAAGACCCAUCACCACUAUCUGCUGGGGUCACCGAGACUCGCGUCUGUUUCUGGCCUGCGGCCCGGCUCUGUAUGUUGUACGUGUUGAGCAUCGUGUGGCCAGUCUCCAGCUGCUCUGUCAGCAGGGCAUUGCCAGCGCUCUUAAAGAAGAAAGAGAUGUGGGGAAACUGAACAUGCCCUCCCUUCUCUGUUCCUACGUGACCACUGCAUUCAUUCCAACACUCAAGCCGCCCAUCCCUGAUCCGAACAACAUUCGAGAUUUUGUGAGCUAUCCCACAGCGGGAAACGAACGGCUGCACUGCACUAUGAAGCGCUCGGAGGAGAAUCCAGAGGCGGGAGGACCCUGCUACACACUCUACCUGGAACACCUGGGGGGCCUGGUGCCUAUUCUCAAGGGCCGUCGCAUCAGCAAACUACGGCCAGAGUUUGUCAUUAUGGAUCCGAAAAUGGAUAGUAAAGCAGAUGAGGUUUGCGUUAAUGGGAUGAUCUCCUAUAUGACAGACAGCUGUAACUGUUCAGACUCCAGUGAUAUUGAGUUAAGUGACGAGUGGGUUGGGCGAAAGUCGCCAAAGCUUUCCAGAGGAAACAGGUCUCCUAAGCUUCCUAGAAUUAGUAUGGAAUCGAGAAAGUCUCCCAAACUUGCUCAAACAUCUCAAGAAAUGUCUAGGUCUCCUAGGUUACCAAAGAAGGCCCCAGUACGGUCUCCGAGUCUUACCCGACGAGAAUUUCCAGUUGAUGGCUUUAGUGAGCAUAAUUACUUGGCCCAGGUCACCUCUAACAUUUGGGGAACAAAGUUUAAGAUAGUUGGUCUUGCCACCUUUUUGCCAGCUAACUUGGGCGCAGUUAUUUAUAAAACUAGUUUGCUGCACCUGCAACCUCGACAGAUGACAAUCUAUUUGCCUGAGGUACGUAAAAUAUCAUUGGACUUCAUGAGUCUCCCGGUAUUCAAUCCCAAUGUGUUCAGUGAGGAUGAAGAUGAUUUGCCGGUGAUGGGACCCUCUGGAGAGUCAGCCGACAAUCCUCCAUGCACGGUCAAUAUUCCCAUUGCCCCAAUCCACAGCCCUGCUCAAGCCAUGUCACCUACACAGAGUAUAGGCCUUGUCCAGUCUCUGCUAGCCAAUCAGAACAUUCAGCUUGAUGUACUCACCAAUCCCACGGCGACUGCAACUGCAGCAGCUGCAGCCGCGACGGCGGCAGCUGCUAGUGCAUCAGUCUCUGAGCAUAGUCAGGACUCUGCCACAGCACAGUACUCGGUACCAACAAGAUACUCGAACCCUGGACAGGUGAUAUUCAGUGGACAGGAAUUGAAUAACAUCCUGAGUGGAACUCUUCCUCCACCUCCACGUCAUCUGCCGCAACAAUCUCACCAACAGCGGCAAGAUCAUCAACAAUCGAAGCAUCAACAACAACUGCAACCACAGCAACAUCAUCUGAAAUUGCAACAUCAAUCACAGCAGCAGCUGCAUCAACAAUCACUGCAGCAGCAACAUCAGCAGCAACUGCAGACGCAGCAACAUCAGCAGCAACUGCAAACGCAGCAACAUCAGCAGCAACUGCAAACGCAGCAACAUCAGCAGCAACUGCAAACGCAACAACAUCAGCAGCAACUGCAAACGCAAACGCAGCAACAUCAACAGUCGCUGCAGCAGCAACAUCAACAGCAACAUCAACAGCAACAUCAGCAGCAACAUCAGCAGCAACUGCAAACACAUCAACAGUCGCUGCAGCAACAACACCUGCAACAUCAGCAGCAACUGCAAUCCCAGCAACAAUCGCUGCAGCAGCAACACGUGCAACAUCAGCAACAACUGCAAACACAGCAACAUCAACAAUCGCUGCAGCAGCAACUGCAAACACAGCAACAUCAACAAUCGCUGCAGCAGCAACACCUGCAACAUCAACAUCAAUUGCAAACCCAACAACUGCAACAGCAGCAUCACCAACUUCAGCAGCAAGUGCAGCAAGUGCAGCAGCAUCAGCAACAAAUUCAUCAACAACAAUUCCAACAGCAGCAGCAUCAGCUACAGCUUCAGCACGAGCAAAUGCAACAGCAGCAACAACAAAUGCAACAACAGCAGCAGCAGAUUCGACAGCAAAUCCAGGAGAUGAGGCAGCAGCAGCAACAGCUUCAGCAGCAGCAUCAACAAAUACAGAUGCAACACCAACAGAUGCAACAACAGCAUCAGCAAAUGCAACAGCAACUCAAAAUGCAGAUGUCCCUACAGCCUCCUCCUUCAGGUUAUGCGACUUUAUCCCUGCAUCAGUUACAGCUAAUGCCUCAAAUUACGCAUCCAGACCACCCACCAAACAGAGGAGAACAAGUCCUCACCCUAAAAGUUCCCUCAAGACCACAGUCAUUUAUUGAAAUAGACACUCUUGAGGUUCAGAUGCGCAAGAUAAACCCUCCACCACCCUAUCCAGGCACGGUGGUAUCUGCUGCCGCAGCCGUCCCCACUAUUGCCCCUCCAGGUCUUCUUGUUAGCAAUGAAAAUGGCAAUACACUGUCAAUGGAUCCGUGUUUCACUAAAGACGAGUUCUCUCUUCACUCAGUUAGCCUCCAAUAUCCAACUCCACUGGGCUAUGAAAGGAUCACAACUUUUGACAGCAGUGGAAAUGUUGAAGAGGUGUGUCGCCCAAGGAGACGUUUGAUACGGAACCAGAAUGCCUACGGGAUGCAAGGAAUGGGCAGUUCCGCUACCUUAAAAGUGAGUUCAUCUGAGAACAAGAAGGUCCUGUUGCCAUAUAGCUCUGCAACCCUUAGUCGCCUCUCAGUGCCUAGAUAUUCUAUACCGAGCGGAGACCCACCGCCAUAUCCCGACACGAUCAACCAGAUCAGUACAAUCAGAGGUCCCCCCCAGAGGAUUGACAGUGGUCUGAUUCAUGCCACUUUGCGUCGGGAUCGUAGAGAAUCCACCUUGAAAGUUCCUCAAAUGGUGGAUGCGGUGAGGACACUGCCCACAAAAUCCAAAAUGAAUGGUUCCCUCACACUCUCCUAUCAGCCUAGGAUACCCUCGGCUUUGUAUACGUGCACUCAGUGUAGUAGUAAUACCAGCAGCACUAGCGUUAGUGUCACUGGUGGAGGCACCAACAGCAGUGGAAUUGCUGGAGGAACUGUGAUCCGGCAAGAGUUUCCAACUGGCAAAGGGUCUCAACACAGCACUAUAAUCGUCCACUCCAAAAGUGCAUCGCCAUUAGCCUCCCAGUCCUCAUAUAACCUCCUGAGUCCUAUCGACAACAGUAGAGACAGAACUGUAUACGUGAACUCUGCCUUUACAGAAGAUGAGACGCUGAGUCAACAGUGCCAUCUUGAAAAAUCUGUGCGCCAUUUAACACUUGGGGAUAUCAACUUGACGGUCAAACGGCCUCCACCAUACCAAUGGGACUCUCCCGCAGCAGAACAACUGUGGAUACCACAAGACCAAAAUGUAUUGCCUGUACCACCAGGACCUCAUAAGCCACCUUUUAUACUUAGCCAACCGCAUAACUUGGACAUAAAUCGUCUACCUUUUGUCCUUUCAACGAAGCCUCCCACAAAUCCAAGUUCGAUGACUCUCCCUUCGCACUAUCAAUUAUCUCUUUCACACUUUCCAACAGUGGUAGGGCAUGGUGGACCUCAACUGCAGCCUUUGCAGAGUCCUGGACACCCAUGUCCCCCCAAUGACAUGGUUGGAUCUAGCCCUUUCAGCCAACCAGACCCAACUUUAGUCCUUCCUCCAGGUUAUACAGCGAAUCUGACAAAUCUAGGUUGUUGUACCCUUCCACCCAUGUAUCCAGGAGCCAGCUCCUGCAACAACUUACAGCUGCAUCCAAUGAGCUUACAUCCCUGGAGCACAUACAACACUUGUCCUCCCAUGCCGGACCAUUCCUCAACACUUCCCAGUAAAACCCACCAGAUCAUGGAAAAGCCAGUACUCUCUCCCCCACCGCCUCCUCCAGCUCCUCCACCACCCCCUCCUCCACCUCCUCUGCCCCCUCCUCCUCCACCUGUUGAGCAUUUGAACCAUCAAAUCACCUCAGAGGCCGUUGCUGAAUCUGGGGACAGCUUUCAGGAGCAGACCUCUGUAAAUGAGAGUCCGAUUCCACAAGGUGCAGAGAGGUUCAGCAAAAAGAGUCGUAAACGUCUCGACAGUAGGGUGGAGGAGGCAAACAUGUCCGGUGUCUCUGAAGGGAAAUCCAAGAAGGAUAGUCGCACACUCUCUGAUUUUAAUUCCCUGAUCUCCAGCCCAAGGCUUGGCAAUAGGGAGAAGAAGAAACCUAAAGGGCAGAAGGAGUCACUGAACAAGGCAAAGAAACUGAGCCGGACGUCCAAUGAAUUCCAGGACAGCUCAGAGAGCGAGCCAGAACUCUUCAUCAGCGGGGAUGAGCUGAUGAACCAAAGCCAAAGCAGCAAGAAAGGAUGGAAGAGCAAACGUAAUCUGAGGACAGCAGGCGAACUUGAGGAAAUAAAGUGCCGUAAGGCCAAUGAGAGAGAGGACCGUAGUCUUGGCAGUCAGGGUUUUGUCUAUGUCAUGGCCAACAAGCAGCCGUUGUGGAACGAAGCCACCCAGGUAUACCAGCUUGACUUCGGAGGACGGGUGACACAGGAGUCGGCCAAAAACUUUCAGAUUGAGCUUGAUGGACGCCAGGUAAUGCAGUUUGGCAGAAUCGAUGGCAAUGCAUACAUCCUGGAUUUUCAGUAUCCAUUCUCAGCGGUACAGGCGUUCGCUGUGGCUCUGGCUAAUGUUACUCAGAGACUUAAAUAGAAAACCUUUCUGGCAAUCUUGUCCACGAGAACCAGUGGACUCUGACAUUGAGAUUAUCGCUGAAUGCGGAUUGAUAAAAACGACUUAACAGUUUCUGCUGCCCUUGCGUGCUGCUGUCUGUCUAAAACCAGGUAGUAGAUCUGAAACAUGUGGUCGCUUUCAGGCAGAGAAUACACAAGUCGCACAGCUGAUUAAACAAUAAAUGUAGUGCUUUAAAGUACCUUUUUGUUAACAGAGGGACGAGCUGAUUUAAGGUUCUAUGUGAAACAAGUUAUUUGCUUGUGUAUUGAUAGAAUAUGAUUUUAUUCAUGAAUUAUUGAUUUUUUCAUGUAUUGUAUUAUGGUGCGAUUCAAUGCAGAGCUAAUCAUUGAAAUCUGAGAUUGAUGUUCGCCUUUUUGGCUUGAUAUCCUGGCCCCUCGUUGCUUUCCUUGACAUGUCAAAUUUAGAUUUCUUAUGUAUAAUCCUGUAUGUAAAGUGAUAUUUUUUUGAUCAUUGUUUGUCUUCAAUAACUCAAAUGCAGAUUUCACUUCCAUGAAGUGAAUCAGAGAUAAAAUAACCCAGUUAGGAUCAUAUUUUCCCCAAUUUUGAGGCCAUGCAAAAUCUUACAAAAUAUGAUAUUGUCAUUGCAUUUUUUGCACACUGUUGUAUCGCAGUAUUCCCGUAGUGUCCUUUUUGAACAAGUCGUUGCUUUUUAAUGUUAACAAAAAUCAGAGUUUAAACAUUUUUCAAUUAUUGUCAAGUAUAUAUAAAUAAUUCAAAUUGUCAUGAAAUUACAUGACAGAAAAGUGAUGUAGAUAAAUCUACCUACAAAUUUCGUUGACGUGUGUUCAGUGUACCUGACCAAUGACACUUUAGCACGAACUACAGUAUAGUAUGCAUUAAUUUAGCCAAAAAUGUCUUAUUACUAUGUAAAUCUAACAAACUGUAUAUUAUGCAAUGAGUGGAAUCAAAAUGAAACUGAAAGAUGAUGUGUAGGACAGAAGGUUUCCUCAUUUAUAAGUUAUAAUGAUCUGUUGCUUAUUUUAAUUGGUAGAUGUUUCUUUAUGACUUAAAAUGAUGUCCUUUAUUAUAUUCUGUCUGAUUGCUUUAACUUUUCUUGCAGCAAUUGAGCUGAAACACUUGUGUGUUGGUAGUUGCUCAGUUUCUGAGUUUCCUCAGUGAUCUCAGUUUUAAUCACAUUUGUUGUAUAAGAGUCAGUGGUGGGGAGUGAGGUAACUGUUGAUAUGGUAGACAUUUUAAGCAUUUAUUCUUGAUGUUGUACGCUUUGAUGAUUUGUAGUUGCAGUUAUUUCUUGCCACCUUUUCACUGGGAUAUUCAGGCCUGGUUUAAAUGAUGUGGAAUGUGAGGCUUUAACUGUGCUUUAUCGCUUAAUGUACAUUUUACAAAUGUAUUUCAAGGAUGUCUUGGGAGCUUUAGAAUGUGUGUGCACAGUAGACUUUCAGUCAAUUAAAUAAAAUCAAAAAAACAAAGUA